Messenger RNA from Penicillium odoratum, 846 nucleotides. RefSeq lists its product as uncharacterized. The transcript is spliced from 2 exons. The record is from RefSeq and is a predicted model, not a curated record. Bases 1 to 846 code for a protein of 281 amino acids. NCBI's taxonomy places the organism in Eukaryota, Fungi, Ascomycota, Eurotiomycetes, Eurotiales, Aspergillaceae.
AUGUAUGAACAAUGUCGUGGCUCUUAUGCUAAAUCUAUCCAGACUAACAGAAACUACAUUAUCAUCAAAAAAUGGGUCACCGAGGACUGCCAGGAAGAGCUCUUCUUACACACCAAGCGGAUCCGUGAAAACAAAGCCACCCAAACUUCUCGAUCGCAGACCGAGGUCAAGCAAGAGGCGCCCCUCUUAUCAGCUUUCAAAGCUAUAAAGGGUGGUCAAUAUGCGUCUGCCGCUGCUGGUGCACGUGCUUUCAACGUGCCAGUUUCUGCCUUGAAGCACAGGAUCAAAGGGCGACAAUUCUGGAAUGAAUCCCGCCCCUCCGGCCAUAAAUAUACAGUAUUGGAAGAAAAACGCAUUCUGCUUCUCAAUGAAGAUGGCAACACGGGUCCGUACUCCGAAGCCAUUAGUACAAUGCUAGCGGGCGUUGCUAGGAAACUAUGGCAACAGGCCCCGAUCCACCUUCCCCAGACGCUCAGCCAUCGACACGCAUGGCUGCUCGCUGAGAGCGUUCGCCAAACAAUUAUCGUGUGCUAUAUGCUAAGAAGCGCUUAUUCGUUGAACACGAGAAAAUAUUCUGUUCGAACGCCGUUUGUGGACUCUUUGCCACUUGAUCUGCGAAAUAACUUAUGGGAUGAUGAUACCCCGCCAUCAUUGGAACAUGCCCUGUCUGAUUCUAAUGCAUCUAUGGUUUCUCUACAUGAGUGGUCGGAUGGCAUGCCGGAAGGUCGUGUUCAUAACGUUUCACAUUUCAGUGAGCUGAUUUUGGCGGCUUGUAAAGAACAAGCUGUUUCGACUAUUCCUUCUCCGCCAUUAGAUACUUAUAUUGACGAGUUUGGAUUACGAUAA